Messenger RNA from Aspergillus pseudotamarii, 1308 nucleotides. Its product is annotated as FAD synthase. Gene Ontology annotation, biological process: FAD biosynthetic process. Gene Ontology annotation, molecular function: FMN adenylyltransferase activity. The record is from RefSeq and is a predicted model, not a curated record. NCBI's taxonomy places the organism in Eukaryota, Fungi, Ascomycota, Eurotiomycetes, Eurotiales, Aspergillaceae. Bases 101 to 1006 code for a protein of 301 amino acids. The transcript has a single exon.
ACCCCUCACUUGCAUUCAACCUCACCCACCAUCACCAACCACACUUCCUAUCAUCAGCCCCUCCCGCUCUAUACAAAACAAUAGGACCGAUACAACAAGAAUGACCGACACAGCCAUCCAACCAGACCCCGUCCUUACUCAAUUAAAUGGAGGCACCUCGAACCUAAAAAACGUGGCCCCCCAUCUCCCCUCCCCACAAGCGCAAUGCACCUCCACACCCUCCACACAACAGCCAACAACAUCCUCCUCCCUCUCAGAAGUAAUCGCCCAAUGCCACCACAAAGUGCACACCUUCCUCGCCGAGUCUCAUCCUCCAGAUUCUCUCCUCGCCGCCGUCCAACGCCAAACUCGCAUCUCCCUCGAUGUCGCCGCAACAGCCCUUUCCCGCUACAGCCUCCCAGAGCUCGCCCUCUCCUAUAACGGCGGAAAAGACUGUCUGGUCCUCUUGGUGCUCUUCCUCGCCAGCCUGCAUCCGCAUCCACCACCCGAAAAGGGCGGCCUCAAGUCUAUCCCGGCGAUUUAUGCCCUACCGCCGGAUCCCUUCCCCACAGUCGAGGAGUUCGUCCAGUGGUCGUCGAACGCCUACCAUCUUGAUAUUAUAAAAUAUACGACAGAGCCGCCGAAGUCGACCCUCAAGUCAAGUUUUGCGCACUACUUGUCCCUCCAUCCCAGUGUGAAGGCGAUUUUUGUCGGCACUCGUCGGACGGAUCCCCAUGGCGCUAAGUUGACUCAUUUCGAUCGGACGGAUAGUGGUUGGCCCGAUUUCGUUCGCGUUCACCCAGUGAUUGACUGGCACUAUGCGGAAAUUUGGGCUUUCAUUCGUCAACUGGGCUUAGAGUACUGCCCUCUCUACGACCAGGGAUACACAAGUCUCGGUGGUCAGACGGACACUCACCCAAAUCCUAUGCUUCGUGUCGACACUAUGGCAGGUAACGAAGCCACGAAACACUACCGACCAGCGUAUGAGUUGACUGAAGACCUGGAGGAGCGGCUGGGACGCAAUUAGCCCCUUGACCGCCGACAUGGAGUGUUACUAGCACCGUCAAGCUCUUCGCGCAGAAGUUCUUUGCUUAAUCCGAUGUCUACAUGGAGAGCGAUCUGAGGAGAUAGGAUGACAUUGCGUAUUGGGCUUGCCUUUUAUUCCCGCUCCCUUUCACGGUUUUCUCUACUUCUCUUAUAUCUUCUAUGUAUAUGGUAGAAAAUAGAUUUUAUAUAUCUCUGUGGCUGCUGGAAACUUUGGGGCUGCUGUUUGCAAGGCCACAAGUGCAAAUUUCAUUAGACAUUUACCUUAACUUUUAUCAUGUUGAA